AUGGUUACGAAAAUUAUCAAAUUCGGUUGGGCUAAACCCGAUGCCUCCGAAACACAAGUUGCACAAUCUUUGCUUGUACUGAAAAUAAACUCCAAUUUAAAAGCUCAGCUUAGAGAAUUACAUAUUACAAAAACUAGAGAAAUGCAGUUAAAUAAGAAGCGCAUAAUUAUUUAUACUUCAAUGCCAAAAUUGAAACAAUUCCAAAAAUUUAAACUAUACUAG
This is a messenger RNA of Diabrotica balteata, 222 nucleotides long. The record is from the annotation of a GenBank genome assembly. Lineage: Eukaryota; Metazoa; Arthropoda; Insecta; Coleoptera; Chrysomelidae.